This is a messenger RNA of Glycine soja, 1548 nucleotides long. Its product is annotated as bifunctional protein FolD 4, chloroplastic-like. The coding region runs from base 152 to 1180 and encodes 342 amino acids. Gene Ontology annotation, molecular function: methenyltetrahydrofolate cyclohydrolase activity; methylenetetrahydrofolate dehydrogenase (NADP+) activity. NCBI's taxonomy places the organism in Eukaryota, Viridiplantae, Streptophyta, Magnoliopsida, Fabales, Fabaceae. The record is from RefSeq and is a predicted model, not a curated record. The transcript is spliced from 5 exons. Gene Ontology annotation, biological process: tetrahydrofolate interconversion. Gene Ontology annotation, cellular component: cytosol.
AUCAGUCCCCUGAGAACUCCCAAAGUAAAGUUUCACUUCGGAGAAUCCUAGCGUCGUGUUUUUUACACAAACAAAAACACAGGGAAGAGAACAACAACAAAGCACAACGUAUAGCUUGCUGAAUCGUUGUUUGAGGAACCACCGAAUCUCAAUGGCUUCUUCGGUGUUCUUCACUCACUCCCAUUGCUACUCUUCAAAACCCUCUUCUCUUGUUUUCCGCCAAGUGGGUGUGGGUCCCACCUCUCUCCGAUUCUCUUCUUCUCAUGUUGCCUCCGUUGCUGCUAUGACUAUGGAUUCUUCUGCUAAGGUGAUUGAUGGAAAAUCCGUUGCCAAGCAAAUCAGAGAUGAGAUAACAGCUGAAGUUUCCAGGAUGAGAGAAUCCAUUGGUGUGAUUCCUGGGUUGGCUGUAAUUCUUGUUGGGGAUAGGAAAGACUCUGCAACUUAUGUGCGUAACAAGAAGAAGGCUUGUGAAUCUGUUGGAAUCAAUUCUUUGGAAGCAAAUCUGCCUGAGGAUUCCACAGAAGAAGAAGUUUUGAACUAUAUUGCAGGCUACAAUGAUGAUCCUUCAGUUCAUGGCAUCCUUGUUCAGUUACCCUUACCUUCGCAUAUGAAUGAGCAAAACAUCUUGAAUGCUGUUAGAAUUGAGAAGGAUGUAGAUGGUUUUCAUCCGUUAAAUAUUGGUCGUCUUGCUAUGCGUGGAAGAGAACCACUGUUUGUUCCUUGUACACCAAAGGGAUGCAUAGAGCUACUGCACAGAUACAAUGUUUCUAUCAAAGGAAAGAGGGCUGUUGUGAUUGGUCGGAGCAAUAUUGUUGGAAUGCCAGCUGCUCUCUUGCUGCAAAGGGAAGAUGCUACUGUCAGUAUUGUCCAUUCUAGAACCAGUAACCCCGAAGAGAUCAUAAGACAGGCAGAUAUUAUCAUUGCUGCCGUUGGGCAAGCAAACAUGGUGAGGGGAAGCUGGAUAAAGCCUGGUGCAGUCAUUAUUGACGUUGGAAUCAACCCAGUAGAGGAUCCAAAUAGUCCCCGAGGUUACAAACUGGUGGGAGAUGUUUGUUAUGAAGAAGCCAUAAGAAUUGCCUCUGCUGUUACACCAGUUCCUGGAGGAGUUGGUCCAAUGACCAUAGCAAUGCUUCUCCAAAAUACACUCAUUUCUGCAAAGAGGGUGCACCAUUUUGAAUAACACUGUGAAAGGAUGUAUACUAUUAUGAGCCAUCAAUUUUUGUUUUGGGGAGUCUUGGAUUUUAAGGUAGCAUUUUUUCAACAUUCGGGGGAGGGGGUGUUUGAGUUUCUUCCUCAAGCCAAAAUAAGAAGAGAAAAUGUUCCUUUGGAUGAUAAUAUAAAACAUCUUCCAUAUAUCGAUGGCUACGAAAUAAAAACUGAGUGGGACGACAUACAGCAAUCAAUGCAUUAAUCUUUAGGCAUACAUUAGAGACUAAAGUGGAUAUGUCUGUGGAAGGCAUUAAAGUAGACUAAAGUCAGUUGCAAGUUUCGGGAGUCUAGUAUACAUUUUAAUUUAUAAAAAGAUUAUGACCCAAAUCAUUUAAUGCC